Messenger RNA from Cebus imitator (Panamanian white-faced capuchin), 3720 nucleotides. It is a transcript of the gene XPO7, whose product is annotated as exportin 7. Lineage: Eukaryota; Metazoa; Chordata; Mammalia; Primates; Cebidae. Gene Ontology annotation, biological process: protein export from nucleus. Gene Ontology annotation, cellular component: cytoplasm; nuclear pore. The record is from RefSeq and is a predicted model, not a curated record. Gene Ontology annotation, molecular function: nuclear export signal receptor activity; small GTPase binding. Bases 113 to 3406 code for a protein of 1097 amino acids. The transcript is spliced from 28 exons.
CUGAGUGAGCAUAUGCCAGGGUUGAAUUUAUUUUGACCCUUUCAUUUUAAAUUUGGAACCGAAGUAAGAGUUUAAAGUGCAACAGGAGAAGAGAGUCUGCUGAACUUUAGACAUGAGGGAUCCAGGGAGGAAGAGCCUGGCCCAACUAGAGAAUCUGUGCAAACAGCUGUACGAAACCACAGAUACAACCACUCGACUCCAGGCAGAGAAAGCCUUGGUUGAAUUUACCAACAGCCCUGAUUGCCUGAGCAAGUGCCAGCUACUCCUCGAAAGAGGAAGUUCCUCUUACUCCCAGUUACUGGCAGCUACAUGCCUUACCAAGCUUGUAUCACGCACAAACAACCCCCUACCAUUGGAACAGCGAAUAGAUAUCCGGAAUUAUGUGCUCAAUUACCUUGCCACUCGGCCAAAGUUGGCUACUUUCGUGACACAAGCACUUAUUCAGUUAUAUGCCAGAAUCACAAAACUGGGCUGGUUUGACUGUCAGAAGGAUGACUAUGUCUUCAGAAAUGCAAUCACAGACGUCACAAGGUUUUUACAGGAUAGUGUUGAAUACUGCAUCAUUGGCGUCACAAUUUUAUCUCAGCUAACCAAUGAAAUUAAUCAAGUAAGUGCUACAGCCUUCCUCAUUGAAGCAGACACCACUCAUCCUUUAACCAAGCACAGAAAAAUAGCCUCCUCUUUUCGCGAUUCAUCAUUAUUUGAUAUCUUCACACUUUCCUGCAACUUACUAAAACAGGCUUCAGGAAAGAAUCUAAACUUGAAUGAUGAAAGUCAGCAUGGCUUGCUCAUGCAGUUGCUCAAGCUCACUCAUAACUGCCUCAACUUUGACUUCAUCGGCACUUCAACUGAUGAGUCCUCAGAUGACCUGUGUACAGUGCAGAUUCCCACCAGCUGGAGAUCAGCAUUCUUAGAUUCUUCAACUCUGCAGCUGUUUUUUGACCUGUAUCAUUCCAUCCCUCCUUCAUUUUCACCUCUGGUAUUAUCCUGCUUGGUACAGAUCGCCUCAGUCAGAAGAUCCCUGUUUAACAACGCAGAGAGGGCCAAGUUUCUCUCUCAUCUUGUAGAUGGUGUUAAACGAAUCCUGGAAAAUCCACAGAGUUUGUCAGACCCAAACAAUUACCAUGAGUUUUGCAGACUACUGGCCCGAUUGAAGAGUAACUAUCAAUUGGGAGAAUUGGUAAAGGUGGAAAACUACCCUGAAGUCAUCCGAUUGAUAGCCAACUUCACAGUGACCAGCCUACAGCACUGGGAAUUUGCCCCAAAUAGUGUGCACUAUCUUCUGAGCCUGUGGCAGCGGCUAGCAGCCUCUGUGCCAUAUGUCAAAGCCACAGAGCCUCACAUGCUGGAAACUUACACUCCUGAGGUCACCAAAGCCUACAUCACAUCCCGGUUGGAAUCUGUGCACAUCAUACUGAGAGAUGGCCUGGAAGAUCCCCUGGAGGAUACGGGACUGGUCCAGCAGCAGUUGGACCAACUGUCCACCAUUGGGCGUUGUGAGUACGAGAAGACGUGUGCGCUCCUCGUGCAGUUGUUUGACCAGUCGGCCCAGUCCUACCAGGAGCUGCUACAGAGCGCCAGCGCAAGCCCAAUGGACAUUGCAGUGCAGGAGGGAAGGCUGACAUGGUUGGUUUACAUUAUUGGAGCAGUGAUCGGUGGCCGGGUUUCUUUUGCCAGCACUGAUGAGCAAGACGCCAUGGAUGGUGAGCUUGUCUGUCGGGUGCUCCAGCUGAUGAACCUAACAGAUUCUCGUCUGGCCCAGGCGGGUAACGAGAAGCUAGAGUUGGCCAUGCUGAGCUUUUUUGAACAGUUUCGUAAGAUCUACAUUGGGGACCAAGUGCAGAAAUCCUCUAAGCUCUACCGCCGACUCUCAGAAGUUCUGGGCUUGAAUGAUGAGACCAUGGUCCUAAGUGUCUUCAUAGGAAAAAUCAUUACCAACUUGAAGUACUGGGGCCGUUGUGAACCAAUCACCUCCAAGACACUACAGCUUCUCAAUGACCUCUCCAUUGGGUACAGUAGCGUAAGGAAGCUAGUGAAGCUUAGUGCGGUACAGUUCAUGCUGAACAAUCACACGAGCGAGCACUUUUCAUUUUUGGGUAUUAACAAUCAGUCCAACCUGACAGACAUGCGGUGUCGGACUACCUUCUACACAGCACUUGGGCGUCUCCUCAUGGUGGAUUUAGGAGAGGAUGAAGAUCAGUAUGAGCAGUUCAUGCUGCCACUCACAGCAGCAUUUGAGGCUGUGGCCCAGAUGUUUAGCACCAAUAGUUUCAAUGAGCAGGAGGCAAAGCGAACUCUAGUUGGCCUAGUAAGAGACCUGAGAGGGAUCGCUUUUGCUUUCAAUGCCAAGACCAGCUUCAUGAUGCUCUUUGAAUGGAUAUAUCCAUCCUACAUGCCAAUUCUCCAACGGGCAAUUGAGCUCUGGUACCAUGAUCCAGCCUGUACCACACCUGUACUCAAGCUGAUGGCUGAAUUAGUUCAUAAUAGAUCCCAGCGACUCCAGUUUGAUGUCUCUUCCCCCAAUGGCAUCUUACUCUUCCGAGAAACCAGCAAGAUGAUAACAAUGUAUGGCAAUCGCAUCCUGACACUAGGAGAGGUCCCAAAGGAUCAGGUCUAUGCUCUGAAGCUCAAGGGCAUAUCCAUCUGCUUCUCCAUGCUGAAGGCUGCUCUCAGUGGGAGUUACGUCAAUUUCGGAGUCUUUCGUCUCUAUGGAGAUGAUGCCCUGGACAAUGCUUUGCAGACCUUCAUCAAGCUGCUCCUCUCUAUUCCCCACAGUGAUCUCUUGGAUUACCCCAAGCUCAGCCAGUCUUAUUAUUCACUACUGGAAGUCCUGACCCAGGACCAUAUGAACUUUAUUGCAAGCCUGGAACCUCAUGUCAUCAUGUAUAUUCUCUCUUCCAUUUCUGAAGGACUUACUGCUCUUGACACCAUGGUAUGCACAGGCUGCUGCUCCUGCCUGGACCACAUAGUGACAUACCUCUUCAAGCAGCUGUCACGUAGCACCAAGAAGAGGACCACACCCCUGAACCAGGAGAGCGACCGCUUUCUGCACAUCAUGCAGCAGCAUCCAGAGAUGAUCCAGCAGAUGCUGUCCACGGUGCUGAACAUCAUCAUCUUUGAAGACUGUAGGAACCAGUGGUCUAUGUCCCGACCCCUACUUGGCUUGAUAUUACUUAAUGAAAAGUAUUUUUCUGACCUAAGGAACAGUAUCGUGAACAGCCAGCCACCAGAGAAGCAGCAGGCCAUGCAUCUGUGUUUUGAGAACUUGAUGGAAGGCAUCGAACGAAAUCUUCUUACAAAAAACAGAGACAGGUUCACCCAGAACCUGUCAGCAUUCCGUCGAGAAGUCAACGACUCGAUGAAGAAUUCCACUUAUGGCGUGAAUAGCAAUGACAUGAUGAGCUGACACCUCCUUGGACUCUACCUGUACAGAGCAGCGUCCCUUUGGUUUGGCCCAGAGGGGCGAACAAUUGCAAGGGAGAGGGCCUGGCUGAUCCUGGCUCCUUCCUCCAGGGGUGUGGGGAAAAUGGCAAAGGUCAACUAGCUACUUCCCCAGGGAAUAGGGGUGUGAGUGCACUCAUGGGGGGGGCAGGGCGCUGCUGGUUCCUGGGGGACUGGGUGGGAAGGGUGGUGGGAGGAGAUAAGAAACACAAACUGAGACUCCAGCCCCUCCUCCUGGGGCCACCCAAGUGGGGAGAACCCCUAGUGUCCUGCCACAAC